AUGUGUCCUGAUAACGCAAGAGAGAAUGGCGUGGACAUUAUUGUAGUCAUAUUAACUACCUGGAAUGUUCGAAAAGAAAGAAUAUGGAACAAGAACAGAAAGAAAGCUACCCGUGAUGGUGACAGUCAAGUUCGAACGGAAGAGGACUACAUCAGGAUGCGUAGGAGGACUGUUGGUGGAUAUCCCUGCAUCACUCUCUUCGCUUAUGCUCACAAUGUCGACUUGUCACAGGAGGCUUUCAAGCAUCCUUUAGUUCAGGAAUGCAUAGCGGUGGGCUGUGAUCUUGCUUGGAUCCACAACGAUAUUGUAUCAUACAAGAAAGAUGUUAAGUCCGGAAUCGAGCACAACUUUGUCACUGUUCUGAAAAAGAACGGAUUCACUACCCAACAAGCAAUGGACAGAGCGGGCGAGCUCCAGGAUGAAUGUUACCGUCGAUGGUAUCUCGCGCUGGUGAGCAUGCCCGUCUGGGGAGAAGCUAUUGACCGUGAAGUGUUGAGAUACAUCGAGGCAUGCCACAGCUUCCCCCUUGGAGACUUGCUCUGGAGCUUCCAGACGGGUCGAUACUUGGGGGCUACAGAGGGAUACAAGUUGCAUGAGACGAGACUUUUGGAUCUAUCAGACUUGGAACCUAUUGCUUCUUAG
Molecule: messenger RNA, 642 nt
Organism: Fusarium venenatum
Lineage: Eukaryota; Fungi; Ascomycota; Sordariomycetes; Hypocreales; Nectriaceae
Source: RefSeq, a predicted model, not a curated record